This is a messenger RNA of Papilio xuthus (Asian swallowtail), 4233 nucleotides long. RefSeq lists its product as uncharacterized. Gene Ontology annotation, biological process: DNA integration. The record is from RefSeq and is a predicted model, not a curated record. The coding region runs from base 172 to 4233 and encodes 1353 amino acids. The transcript is spliced from 2 exons. Gene Ontology annotation, molecular function: zinc ion binding; nucleic acid binding. NCBI's taxonomy places the organism in Eukaryota, Metazoa, Arthropoda, Insecta, Lepidoptera, Papilionidae.
GUAUGCGCUUGCACAGCGCUUGUUUCCGAACGAGCGGCGAAGUCCGCCGUUAGUGUGACAGCUACUUGAAUAAACAGUCUGCGCUAAGCUAGCUAUCGUUUUACUACUCCCAAUACAUAACAGUGGCGACGAGUGCGUGAAAUACCCACUUUUAAAAAAAUAAAACCCAAAAUGUCUGUUAUGCAUUUUGGUGUUUUAUCGUGCUUUAAUCACACUGAACAAACGUGGAAAACGUAUAAAAAUCGCAUAACGCAGUGGUUUAUCGCGAACGAUGUGAACCAUUUAACCGAUGCGACGGGAGUUAAACGACGAGCUAUACUGCUUAGUGCGCUCACUGAGGGUACGUACAAGUUGGCAGCAGACCUAGCGCUGCCCAAGGAGCUCCAGGAAGUACCCUACGAAGAUAUUCUAGGUCUCCUAGAUGCUCACUUCACUCCGAAGCACGUAGGGUUCGGCGAACGGCACAACUUUUAUGCGGCAGUUCAACAACCUACGGAGUCGUUUACACAAUGGGCGGCUCGUCUACGUGGGCUCACAGCUAAUUGUAGCUUCAGCAGCCUAGAAGAAGUUCUCCGCGACCGGUUCAUCAUGGGCAUGCUGCCGGGGCUCGAGAAAGAGAAGAUCUUUGCCGAGGAUCUGAGUGGCUUGACCUUGGCAAGAGCGGUGGAGCAAGCCGAGAACAUCAGAUGUGCGCGGGCGGGAGCCGCCUGCGCAGCCGCCGCGACCGGUGUUGUCACCGCGCCUACAGAAGUGCUGUGUAAAAUCGGACAUUCAAAUAAAUGUGUACUAAAAGUGAGCGAGGGAAGGUCGGAUAAAGUGCAGUGUUCCGAGUGUGGCUAUUUUAACCACAGGACGCCAGAGUGUCGUUUCUUUAAGCAUACGUGCAAAAAAUGUAAACAAACGGGUCACCGCCGACGCGUGUGUAAGAAGUUGAACUCAGUGACGUCAGCGGUGACGAGCGAGAUGGGCGAGAACGACGAUGGCGGUGAGUUGUAUCAUAUCCGAUCUUUUAUGGGGGAACCUAUGGUGGAGUGUGUUAUUUUAAAUGGGGUCACAUUACAAUUUGAAAUUGACAGCGGGUCCGCGGUAACGGUUAUUUCCGAGGUUACGUUUAAACGACACUUUCGUGUGUCAUUGUCGCCGUCGAAUAAAAAGUUAAUGGGGUACACGGGCCAAAGAAUACAUUGUUUAGGUGUUAUGCGUGCGUCUCAACUGACGUUCAGUGGGGUCACCCGCGCUAUAGACGUAUACGUGGUACGUGGCGGGGGCCCGGCACUUCUCGGCAGGGAUUUUAUCUCGAAGUUCAACUUAGAACUAGCGCCGGUAAAAUAUUGUGGGUCGUCGGUCUCGUUAGAAGAGUUUCAAGCUCGUUUUUCCAAAACAUUUUCUGAUAAUUUAGGUUGUUUUAAUAAAUAUAAAAUAAAAUUAUUUCUAAAAGAAAAUUCGAAGCCGACGUUCUUUAAAGCGCGACCCAUUGCAUUCGCACUUAGGGAAAAGGUUACAGACGAGUUAAAUAGGUUAGUCGACCUCGGUGUCCUGAAACCUGUUGACCACUCAGAGUAUGCGUCACCCAUCGUGCCGGUGCUAAAAAGGAACGGCUCCGUAAGAAUAUGUGCCGACUACUCGGUUAGUAUAAACAAACAGCUGAUCGUCGAGCAGUUUCCCCUGCCGACUGUCAAUGAGCUGUUCUCGAAGCUUCACGGUGGCGAACAGUUUACGAAGCUGGACUUGUCGAGCGCAUACAAUCAGCUGUGUCUCGACGAAGAGUCGCAGAAGCUGACAUGCAUUAACACGCACCGGGGGUUGUACCAGUACACGCGGCUCGUAUUUGGUCUGUCCUCGGCCCCGGCGAUAUUCCAGCGCGCCAUGGAGACCGUGUUAUCGGGCUUAGACGGGGUGUUGUGUCUCCUCGAUGAUAUAUUGAUUACAGGCCGUAAUAGGGAGGAGCACUUGACUCGACUUAGUGCCGUAUUGCAGAGGCUCGAGGAAGCGGGGCUAACACUACAAAAAGACAAGUGCGAAUUUUUUAAAGACGAAAUUAAUUAUUUAGGUUAUGUGAUAAACAAAAAUGGUCUUAAAAAAUCGCCUGAAAAAGUAAAAGCUAUAAUAAACGCACCUAGGCCGAGUAAUGUGAGUCAGUUGCAAUCGUUUUUAGGGCUAGCAAACUAUUACAGGAAUUUUGUACCCGGUGCAUCAAUGAUGUUAAGUCCAUUGUAUGAAUUACUAAAAAAGAAUAGUAAAUGGAAAUGGACAAAGAUCCACUCGGACGCUUUCUCUUCUAUUAAAAGGUGUCUAGCGUCGGAUUCGGUUUUGGCUCAUUUUGAUCAAAGGGCCAAACUUAUUCUAACGGUCGACGCGUCCCCCACCGGUCUCGGGGCGAUAUUGUCGCAAGUGGGUUCGGACGGCGCGGAGCGGCCGGUCUCAUACGCGUCGCGCACACUCACGCCCGCCGAGAACAGGUACUCGCAAAUACAAAAAGAAGCGACUGCGAUCAUAUUCGGGGUGCGUCGGUUUCACCAAUACUUGUACGGUCGAUCGGACCCUUUUGUCUUACGAACCGACCACAAGCCAUUGAUCACCAUCUUCGGUCCGCAUAAGGGGAUUCCGGAAGUGUCAGCAAAUAGGCUGCAACGGUACGCGAUGUUCUUAAGUGCGUAUAAUUACGUUAUAGAAUAUGUUCGCAGCGCCGAUAACAGCGCGGAUUAUCUGUCCCGCGCGAGCUUGGCGGGGACGGGGGAGCGCGGCGCGGGGACCAAGGAGGCGGGGCGCGCGUCGUGCGCAGACGCCGCCGCGGCGCUGUGCGACAGGGCCGCGUAUGUUUGUUUCGUGGUGGACGGAACGUUGCCUACGACCGUUAGCGAAUUACGUCACGAAACAUCCAAGGAUAGUGUAUUGUCCCGCGUCGUAAAUCUUGUACUAAACGGCUGGCCAAAUAAAAUAGCCGAUUUAAAGUUGAAGCCGUACUUUUUGUGCCGAAAUCAGCUCUCGGUAGAAAACGGUUGCUUAAUGAGGGGCCAUAAAGUUAUAAUACCAAGUUCAUUGCGUAAAAAGGUUAUGGACGAAUUGCAUACUUCCCAUUUAGGAAUAGUUAAAACGAAAGCGGAAGCGAGGUCGAGAUUUUGGUUUCCAGGCGUCGACGACGCAAUUGAACAUUUAAUUGGGUCGUGCGAGGUGUGCUCCCAGCUGAGGCCGUCACCGCCGCGGACGAAGCUGGCGCCGUGGAAGUUUCCUCCUCAGCCGUUUUACCGGGUGCACAUCGACUUCUUAGGGCCGUUAAAUGGUCGGUCGUAUUUGGUCGUCGUAGACUCGCACACCAAAUGGGUUGAAGUGUACGACAUGAACACGAACACAACUUCAAAUGCAGUAGUCGAGCGGUUAUACGAGUACAUUGCGCGUUAUGGGUUGCCGAACACGAUAGUGAGCGAUAAUGGACCUUCCUUUGCCUCGCAAGAAUUUUCGAGGUUUUGCGUAGGAAACGGCAUUAGCCAUUUGACAACUCCGGCGUACCACCCGGCUAGCAAUGGACAGGCGGAAAGUUUCGUAAAGGUUGUGAAAAAAGGCAUUAAAAGUAGCGUCAUGUCUAGUCGUACAGCGAAGGAAUGUAAGUUACGUCUCCUCCAGUUCCUCUUUGACUAUCGCAAUUCGAUUCACUCCACCACAGGUUUCUCCCCAGCUGAGCUGGUGUACGGGCGUAAACUCAGGUCGCGAUUGGAUUUAAUUAAUCCCAGAGCACCGCCAUCCUCGUUCGGCGCCCUUGCCGAUGUGGUAAAGGAUAGGCAGCAGUCGCAAAUUGUAGCCCAUGGUGGGAAAAAUACAUCUUCCUUCUCUCCAGGUGAACGUGUUCUAUAUAAGAAGUUUAGUAGUAAUAAUAAGUUCACAUGGCACAAAGGUACUGUAUUACGGCGACUGGGCAAAGUAUUGUAUGUUAUACAAGAUAAUGCAACUUUGAGUACUUUUAAAAAACACAAAAAUCAACUGUGGUUAUGCAAAGCCGACUAUACCAAAACAAAUUUAAACAUGUCGGAUGUUGAUGAUGUUGAUGAUGAGAUAAUUGAUGGUAUUCCAACAUCGCCAACAUCCUCCGAACAACCAGGGGCCGUACAAGAUAGCAGUGAUAGGGGCCUAUCUGCGGGGGAAGGUGAGGAGGCAUGCUCGCCUCCAGUCACACCGCCUAUCAACCAUCCCAAUGUAACGGUAGCUCGGGGGGUCAGGCGCCCUAGGCAGUCUGAUUGA